Messenger RNA from Brugia pahangi, 273 nucleotides. NCBI's taxonomy places the organism in Eukaryota, Metazoa, Nematoda, Chromadorea, Rhabditida, Onchocercidae. The record is from the annotation of a GenBank genome assembly.
AUGAGAGAUGUUUGUGUGAGUUUUGAGGAAAACGGACAGGGACGCUGCAGAAGAGCGUCAACCACCCACCUCAAACCAACUGAAUGUUCCAGUGCUCCACAAUCGAGCGCAUUCAUUCCACUUCAUUCAAGCAUUCCUAACUCUCACCUUGCUCACCCUGCUGCCUUCCUCCCUUUCAUAAGCCGACUACUCGUUGUCCUUCAGGGUCCUUUCUUCCUUCUUGAGCGUCUCAAGCGUCUCGACUCUCCAAUCUCGCAUGGAGUAUCCAACUGA